AUGUCCGGCCAGAGCUCUCAUUCAAAGAUCCUACAUUCUUCAGACGGCUGUGAAAUCUUUGCCGAGGCUACAGGAGAUCCGAAAUCUCUCCACGUCGUGCUCAUACAUGGCAUCACUCUCAGCGGUGCGGUCUUUGACGACUUUUGUCGUCAGCCGGAACUUCUGAAAGAGCUGUAUAUCGUCCGAUAUGACUUGCGCGGUCAUGGUCGCAGUGGCGGACCGGAAGCUUUAGAAGCCCACCAGUCCAAGCUAUAUGCAGACGAUUUCAUGGCAGUUGUACGUGGAUUUCGAUUGAACAAGCCUGUAUUGGUAGGAUGGAGCGUAGGAGGGACAAUCGCUGUUGACCUCUGUGCGAACGUGGACCCUCUCCCCAUCUCUGGCGUCUUCUAUCUAUCCUCGGUUCUGAGCAUUCCAGCGGCCUUCAGCGGUGCCGGAACCCCAUUUCUCAUAUCUCAGCUCAGAGCCUGCAGUGACCCUGCCACGACCACUGCUGGCCUCCUUGGUCUUGUAGCAGGAUGUUUCGAUGCUCCAAGUACGCGCCCUCCGUCCUAUCACCUGCGCUGCUUGGUAGCAGGUAUGCAGAUGAUGCAAUCAGCCGCAGUCAGAGCGUCGAUCUUGCAGAGGACACAGGACACUGAGAAGUUCUGGAAGAGGCUCGAGCAGGGUCUGCCGGUCUUUGUGUAUCAUGGAUCUCAUGACGCGUUGACAGACGCAGGUGCUCUCGUGCGGGACGUCAUGAGCAGAGCAAGCAACGUCAGAGUGAGGAUUGUUGAGGAGGCAGGUCAUGUAUUAUUUUACGAGGAUCCGCAGGAGACGGCACGGGUCAUAUUGGACUUUGUUAAGUCGGUGCAGCGUCAGACUCAUGAACUCGUGAAGUAGGAGAUCUCAUUUCAUUGUGUUGUGCUCCACGCCCCGCUUUGCUGUCUUUGUGCACAUCCAAAUUACCGACAAUACAUUUUGUGCUUCUCGAGCUGAU
Heterobasidion irregulare TC 32-1 is the source of this 976-nucleotide messenger RNA. Its product is annotated as Esterase/lipase/thioesterase. The coding region runs from base 1 to 879 and encodes 292 amino acids. The record is from RefSeq and is a predicted model, not a curated record. The transcript has 5 exons. Lineage: Eukaryota; Fungi; Basidiomycota; Agaricomycetes; Russulales; Bondarzewiaceae.